Frankliniella occidentalis (western flower thrips) is the source of this 3479-nucleotide messenger RNA. It is a transcript of the gene lin, whose product is annotated as protein lines. The record is from RefSeq and is a predicted model, not a curated record. Lineage: Eukaryota; Metazoa; Arthropoda; Insecta; Thysanoptera; Thripidae. The coding region runs from base 751 to 2517 and encodes 588 amino acids. The transcript is spliced from 3 exons.
GGCCUGCUCGCUGCCUGAAAUUGCUUUCGCCGCCGGUGACACUACUUUUACUUCCCGUUUCUGAUGAAUAGGAUAACUAAAAUCUUCUCCAGUGAAGCUAAUGCUGUCGCGGGCCCUGCAACUGCCUGCAAGUCCUGCAAAGUAAGCGGGAAGGGUGGGAGACGGAGAUACCCGAGACCAACGGGACGGGUUGGUACCUAGGCGGCAAUCUGGCAACACUGAAGUUUUAGGCGUUGAAAACGUUCCGUCCGAAGCAUAACAAUUUCUGUGUGUAUACACUCGAGUUAAGGCCUUAACUCUGUCUGCUCGUGUAAAGAAAAUGCCUUCAACUCUAGUAAUUUCCUCUAAGAUUUAGUACGCGAUCAAAUCUUUCUAGGUUUGGUUCUCGUGCAUUUCAAGUGGUUAGUGAAAACAUCCAGUGCACUACGGUUAUCUCACUCUAGAGGAAUAGUAGUCUUGUGUCUCAAGAUGGACGAUUGAAAUUUCAAGAUAACUACUAGCCAGUGGUAAAUUGCAAGUCUUUGCCCAAGGAAGAAUAUCUGCCACAGAAGCAGUUGCACAGGACUGGCUUUCUUUGAAUGGAUGCAUCGAGAAUUUGACAUGCAGAACUUUGCAUCUGAGAUGUUCAAUUCACACCACAGAUGGCUCCAUCAAAAUGUUACCAGCGCUAUCCUGGAGCCCGUCAAUCAACCAAAAUUCCCAUGGAAAUGACAAAAGGACUCAUUCGCAUUCUGUCAGUGUUCUGAUGGGAUGGUUCUUGGAAAGGGAAAGGCGGUGUCUCCGCUUUUAAGUAUGGCUGAACCAGUUAAAAAACGACUGAGAGUAGCUGGCAAUGAUGAAGCGGAGGAAGAAGAUGCUGCUGCUCAUGACCUUAUGGAGUUCCAACAGAAUCUCCUGAAUCAAUGUUUGUGUUGUAUGUCAGAAAGUAGUUUGAGGCGCCCAUUUAGGGACAAACCUUCUGAUACAUCUUGGACACGUGACCGGAUUUUACAGUUUGUUGGCUCAAUCCAACUUCUCUGUGAAGUUGCCAUGAAGCAAACAACUAGAGGCUUUGUGUGUUCUAGGAUAGGAGAUGUCUGUGAUGCUCUUACCAGAAAUGAGCAUGGUUUAAUUGAUAGGCUUGUUGAGCUCUCCUCACAUUCAGAUCGCUUUGUUUGCUUUGCUGCAAGUCGGGCUCUUUCAGCAUUCCUUUUAGUUUCUAAAACAAAUGUAGAUCCAUUUUGGUUGCAAAAUUUGGCUGACAAUGCAUUGUCUACAUCUCAACCUCGUCAAAUGUGUUUUUCGUUAGAUGUUAUAAGAAGAAUUGUAGAGUACAAAGAAUGUGACGGACAUGUACUUGAAGAAAGAGGUGGUCCAGAAGAUAAGCCUCCGUCCUCAUGUAAUAUUUUAAUGACGGACCCUGAGGCUGAUUGUAGUCAAGUAAAGAGCUUGUGUGUAAAGGUUUUAGAGGCAAAAUGGCCGGCUCUUGUAACAAAAUUUGAUUCUCUUGUCUCUUCCUAUGCAUCUGAACAUGAAGCUACAGUUGUUACUUUUCUAGAACUGUGGGAAGCCUUAAUAUCUGUUAAAGCAAAUUUGUCAGUUGCUGAUACCAAGCCAUUUUAUGCACACUUAGAUAAUGUUGUAAUGCUGCUAGCUCCAAGUGUUCCUCCAGUUGUAUGGAAAUCAAUAUUAAAUCUUCUCAACGAGGUCCUGUGUUAUGGGAGCACCCUCGCAUUGCAAGAUGUGUUGGCAGAAGAGCCUUGUGCGCUUGCUCAUCUUGUGGUGCGAGGGGUGAAAGAUUCGCGCCUGCUGGACGGGUUGCCCUACAGAGGAGGAUCAGGCCGGUUUGGUGGAGGGGUAGGGGAUGGAGACAGACCCUUACUCAAGAAAAUGGUGCUCCUUGUCUUGAAAGCUGUUGCUGUGACAGUGAAAGAAACUCGAUGUGAUUCAAGUGACAGCUCCUUAAGUUCUGAUGCCGACGAAGCUGAUGCAGACAUGGCUCUUAUUGAACGCAGCAUUAGAGAAGUUCUUCGUAAGCUAGAUCAAUGUGUAAAGGCCCUGGUUCCUUUUCAUCCUGAAACUCCUGUUGCCCAGUGGGUGGUUCAACUAUUUGCUGAUCAAGAUGAUGCAUUGGUGGAAAGCAUGGUUUGUUGUCUAGACACUGCAGUGGGUCUUGUCUAUCGAGAUUCUGUUGUGCAAUCUGAUACAACUUUGAGACGUGUUUUAAGCCCAGCUGCUACAUUUAUUCAGUUUGUUCGGGCUGUGUCUCACGAACCCGAUGUUCUUCUGGACUUGUUAGUUUCAAAUGAAACAUGCUUCCUUUUGUACUUACUUCGGACCUUAAAAUUUGUUCGUAGGAAUUGGGAAGAAUUCAUGCAAGAGUGUGCUGGUGAGUUGGAUAAUGUUAUGACCGUGCUUAUUCGAUUAAGGCUUGCUAUAGACCGUCUUGUUUCCAAGGAUUUGUUUCCAUACAACAUUGGCCCUGUACUUAGGUUACUUGAGAAGUGUGAAAGUAUGUAUGAAGGUAAUACUCAAUAACUCAACUAAUUUUCAUCUCAUAACUUUUUCCAGUGACGAAAAGAGAUAAGCCUGUACAAAACUGCACUAUUUGUAUUUUUUUGAAUAAGUCAAUUUUAAUUGUAAUGCUGUGAUCAACUGUUUUCAAAAUUUUGUUUGAUGAAUUCUGGAACUGCAGUAAUUCCUGUAGAAGUUUAACCCACUCUGUGCACAUGUUUUCAUAAAGAAUAGCUUGUUUAUUGUUCAUGUUGUUUGCUCUGUGCUCAUUGAUGUGUUACGAUGGACCAUUUUUUUCUCCCAGGUCCUUGCACAAACAUUUGUCAGCAGCUCAAAAUUUAUGUAGGUCCCUGGAACUCUAGAGCCCCAUACAUUAAAUGAACCCUGUGGGGUUCAUGUUAUUUCAUAGGAGUUUUCAGCUUUUUGUCAGGGUAUACGUCUGUCAUUUCUCUUCAAUAAUAUGAAAGUGGCUGCCUUUUUUCUAUUUUGAGAAUUUGGCCGGUGAUUUUGUUGUGGGGUCUUGUGUUGGGCACAGGAAACUGUACUUGUUAGGGUGUUUAUUCAGUACUUAAAAACUUGUGGGUCUGAGAUAAAAGAAAAGUGCUUCCAUAUUUAUUAACAUAAGAAUGCUCAACCAAUUUGUAUUAGGACCAUAACUGUUUUCAAGUGGAGUGUAGAUAUUGUUUAUGAUAUAGCCCUUUUUAUUCCAUGUGUUAUGAUUGAAAUUCUGACACCACUUCACUGUAUAGAUAUAUUUAUGUAAGUGAUAAGGAAAGAAAUUUCAUAUUUUUUGUAUUGAAAUAAUGAAAGUUAUUUAUGUUUUGUACAUUUUAGAAUCUUAAGUGAAAUAUUUAUGUCACGUUGUGCAGACUUCCCUGUAAUGUUUGCAGUACAUCUGCACAUUUAAUAGCAUCAUGUGCAUUGUACAAGUUACCCUAUCACCUCACUAUGUUUUCCAGUGAGAAUAAAAUUGUUCUGAACCUUAA